AGCGCUUGCCGGGUGUAGGGAUCCCGGCUAGAGGGCCCAGGUUAGUACGGUCCUGGGACCGACUAUGGCAGCACCGUUACCCCUGCCUUCCCAGAGACCCGGAUUCCGUGUCUGCGGGAGAGGGAGCGGGAGAAGCUCCACUUCCCGACACCAGGCGGGCCUCUCUCCCGGUUAGAUCGAGCUGCCGCCCCUCCUACGACGAGAACCGGGGCCGAGGAUCCCGCCCCCGCCGCCCCCGGUCCCUCCCCGACGCGGGGCAACCUCGAGCCCCGCCGUGUGCCCACCUCGGGGCCUCAGGCUCCCAAAGAGGGCGGCGUUCAGCCCCGCCCCGUGGUCCAUGGGGUGGGGGGUGGGGCCUGAGGGAACCGUGAUAAAAAGAAAAAAACCCACGCCGGCCAGGCCAGAGCGGGCAGAAGGGCUCAGCCUCGUUUUUGCGGACGGGGCGCGGGAUUAGACCCCUCCGGCCGCCUGCACUGCCCAAGGGCCUGAAAAUCCGGGAGCCAGCGCAGGUGGAGAAGCCGGGCACGAGGAUUCCGGAACAGAUCCCGUUGUUUUACCUGACCCUCUGAGCAGGAGACAGCGCUGCGCUGGCCAACCCCAGGGUUAACAUGCCACGAGAAGCCGCGGGGCCGGAGGCCCCUGGCAGGGACGGGUGGACCUGUGUCGUAACCGGCGCCGGGGGCUUCCUGGGGCAGAGAAUCGCCCAGUUGCUGCUGGAGGAGGAAGAGGAGCUGCUGGAGCUCCGGGUGCUGGACAAAGUCUUCAGGCCCGAGAUCCUGCAGAACUUUGCCAGAGCCCGGCCCCGCACCAAGAUCACCGUGCUCCUGGGCGACAUCCUGGAUCAGCAAUUCCUGCUACGUGCCUGCCAGGCAGUGACCCUGGUCAUCCAUACAGCCUGCAUCGUGGACCCGUACGGACACACUCCGACCGCGGUCAUCAUGGACGUCAAUGUGAAAGGAACUCAGCUCCUGCUGGAAGCCUGCGCCCAGGCCGGUGUGCCGUUCUUCAUCUACACGAGCAGCCUGGAGGUGUCGGGCCCCAACUCGUACCGGCAGCCCGUCCACGACGCCCAGGAGGACCAGGCCCCCGAGUCCACGUGGCGCACGCCCUACCCGCUGAGCAAGCGGCUGGCGGAGAAGGCGGUGCUGGCGGCGGACGGCUGGGACCUGGCCGGCGGCGGCGUCCUGCGCACCUGCUCCCUGCGGCCCACCUUCAUCUUCGGCGAGGACAGCGUGUUCCUGCAAAGGUGCUUCCAGCGGGCCCUGCGCCGCGGCCUGCGGCUGGACCGCAUGAACUGGGCAGAGGCGCACGUCAACCCCGUCUACGUGGGCAACGCCGCCUGGGCGCACGUGUUGGCGGCGCGGGCCCUGCGCGACCCGGGCCGGGGGCCGCGUCUAGGCGGCCAGUUCUACUUUGUGGCGGACGACACGCCGCACAUGACCUACGACGACCUGUACCUGGAGCUCGGCCAGGCCCUGGGUUUCUGGAACUCGCCGCGAAGGUUCGUCCCGCUGCCCAUCCUCUACGGCCUGGCGCUCCUGCUCGAGCUGGCCAGCUUCCUGCUCCGGCCGCUGGUCCGCCUCGUGCCCACCUUCAACCGCCACCUGCUCACCUUGGCCAACACCACCUUCACCUUCACCUACAAGAAGGCGCAGAGGGAUUUCGGCUACCGGCCGCGGUUCAGCUGGGAGGAGGCCAGAAGCAGGACCACGCAGUGGAUCCGCUCCCUGGUCGAACAGCACCGGGAGUCCGAGAGAUCGGGGCCCCAGUGAGCUGAGCUUUCGGCCAAGAGCCCCCGCACUCCAAGGGCCCAGAGGGACAAGAAAGACCCUGACGUCUCCUGCCGGGCAACAUGCGAGAAGCGAAGCCCCUAACUCCCCGCACGUCUCCGCCGCACAACCCCCAGCCUCAGCCGGUAGGGGUCUCGAAGAAACUUCCCCGCUCCGCCUCCACCUCUGGGGUGACCGGACCCCUGUUCUCUCCUCGGCCAACUGCAGAAGCGAAGCUCCUCUGCCCGAAGCCCUUCCACAGCCCCUGCCUCAGUGCCUGCGCUUGCACCGUGGGCUUUGUUCCACUCCCCGCCUCGAUAGUUUAAUAAAUGCUCCCUGAGGUCCCACCCCCGC
Tachyglossus aculeatus (Australian echidna) is the source of this 2123-nucleotide messenger RNA. It is a transcript of the gene HSD3B2, whose product is annotated as hydroxy-delta-5-steroid dehydrogenase, 3 beta- and steroid delta-isomerase 2. Gene Ontology annotation, molecular function: 3-beta-hydroxy-Delta5-steroid dehydrogenase (NAD+) activity. Gene Ontology annotation, biological process: steroid biosynthetic process. NCBI's taxonomy places the organism in Eukaryota, Metazoa, Chordata, Mammalia, Monotremata, Tachyglossidae. The coding region runs from base 609 to 1772 and encodes 387 amino acids. The record is from RefSeq and is a predicted model, not a curated record. The transcript has 5 exons.